Molecule: messenger RNA, 1164 nt
Organism: Microthlaspi erraticum
Lineage: Eukaryota; Viridiplantae; Streptophyta; Magnoliopsida; Brassicales; Brassicaceae
Source: the annotation of a GenBank genome assembly
AUGGGGAAGAAACCUAGACCUAAACCUAACCCUAAUUCGCAUAAGCGUCUCAGACGAGAUGCAGUCAAUUCAUGGUCGAAUCUUCCUUCAGAUCUCCUAGCUUCGGUUUACGAACGCCUCGGCUUUGUUGAUUUACAACGAGCUAAAUCCGUCUGCCCUUCUUGGCACUAUGCUUCGAGACGAUUCGUGCCGAAAUGUCACAUCAUCCCCUGGCUGUUUAUCUUGCCCAAAAACAACAAGAACAAUUCUUUCACGUUUUUCAAUCCCCAAGAAAAAGAAAAACUUUACAGAACGCAAGAUCUUGGUGUUGAGUUUGCAGAGAGUGUUUGUAGGGCAACCUAUGGAAGUUGGUUCUUGAUGCAAUAUCCACGUCGUUAUAAUCUCUGCAUGGUGAAUAUCUUUACCAACGAGAAGAUCAAUCUACCUCCUGUGGAGUAUCAACUUGGAACGACAAAGAUAGAGCGAACCAAAGAUGACGGUUUUCGCAUUUUAGGGCACGAUGGACGAGAGACCAGACGUAUGAACAUACGAUCCCCUGUGUUUUGGAUUGACGGGAAAAGCAAAGAUUAUAUUGUUCUAUGGGGCCUUUCAGGAUUAUGUGUAGUUUAUUCCAAGAAUGGAGAUACCUCGUGGAGUCAAAUCCCCAAAAGUUCGGAUUGUUAUCACAUGGUUUACAAGGAUCACAAGCUUUACUUCUUAACCUCCAAAGUUGAUGGUUUGAAAAUAUUCGAUUUUUCUGAACAUUUCCGACGAGAAGCCUUCCACGGUAGUAUUUCUACUCCAAUAUAUUCUAAUGGGACGAAACUUGUUGUCACAGUAAGCGGAGAUGUUCUCAAGGUUAAAAGAAUGUUUGACUCUUGGUCAGGAAAUUCCUUCACUAUCUACAAAGUUUAUUCAUCGUUAGGUUUCCUUGAGGAUCAUGAAGAGGUUGAUUCUCUAGGGGACGAGGCAAUGCUUUUGGAUCAAGGCAUCACUGUGCCCGCCAAUGACAUUGAAGGAAUCAAGCGAAACUCCAUCUACUUCAUUGGUAAUCUUGAUAAGAACACAACUGAUAUUUCUGUUUUUGAUCUUGAGACGCAGAAGACGGAGCUAAUUCACAAAUUUGAUUGUUCGUCUUAUCAACUCUCUAAUGCCCGAUGGUUCUUCCCUUACCAAGUAUCUUAG